Molecule: messenger RNA, 4631 nt
Organism: Galleria mellonella (greater wax moth)
Lineage: Eukaryota; Metazoa; Arthropoda; Insecta; Lepidoptera; Pyralidae
Product: protein ENL-like
Exons: 4
Coding region: 239-1099 (286 amino acids)
Biological process (GO): regulation of DNA-templated transcription
Cellular component (GO): super elongation complex
Source: RefSeq, a predicted model, not a curated record
CGGGCGACGCGCGUGCACGUCACCAUCGCGCGCGCCGCCGCUCCGCCGCCACUCCCGCCGCCUCGUACCAUUCAGUGAUAAACAAACCUUGCCGGUGCCUCCUUGUCAGACAUGCCGCGAGUUUGACUUCCCGCACGGAUACCGAGAACUGCCUUCAUGCAUUUUCGCCCACAAUCAACGCAGCACAAAUGUCAGCCAUCGCCGAACGAAGAGCGGCGAUUUUAUCAUAUUUUAGAAAAUGACUGAAGGUCUACUGUAUCAACAUGAGGACUCGAUGUGCGUACGCAUAUGGCUAGAAGUUGGACACGCUUGUGAACCAAGACACUCUGCACUCGGUCGAGCUCUGGCACUCGACUGGCGCCUGUGGGUUCGUGGGAUCAGCGGCCAUGAUAUCAGCUCAUUCGUGCACAAAGUUGUCUUCUACCUCCAUCCUCCUAGUGCAUUCGUCUAUCCUAAAAGAGUACGCCAAGAGCCGCCGUACGAAAUCCAAGAAUCCGGUUGCUCCUCUAUAGACGUACCAAUACACGUGUACCUGAAAUGCAAUAACGAGCCAAAGAUAAUUCGCCUGAGGUAUAGUCUGGUGAUAGAGAACAAUACUAAGAGUAGUUCGGAAUCCACGUGCAUAUACUACGACUUUGAAAACCCAUCGGAACAGCUGUGGAAGGCCCUAAUGAAAGGAGGCGGGGAGAUCAUCGCUCGCGCCGGCAACAUGACCCGGGGGAGCAAACUUGUCGUUCUAUCUGACAACGGCGACGACAAGUUGCAAACAAGCAUAAAAAAGAAGAAAUACAAGUUCGUGGAGCCUGUGCGUUGUAAACACGGAUCAAAAAAGAAGGCCAAACCGUAUGUAGCCGACGAGGUAUGCACGAAAUGUGGUGAUUCUGUCCAAGAAGAUUUAAAAAAACAACUACGUUCGGUGUCUAUGGCCGAAGAUGAGAUAACUCGCGUAUCAGAGUUGUACCUUUCCUACAAAGUUUAUGAGAAGUCAGUGGAAGCUCUGACGUUGCCGCCAUUAUCCGACCCAAUAUAUAAAGUGCCGGAGUUGCCGCUGUCCCUGCGGGAAGCUCUUAAAUGCGCUCCUAUCGAGAACGCGAUCUAAUGCAGUGGUUGCGUCUCGUUACAAAUAAACAUUUAAGUGUUUCGAAUUGAUUUUAAAAGUGAAAAUUGAAAAAGAAUUGUGAUAUUUAAAAGUGCCAUGAGAGACUUACAGCCAUUAUUUAUAGGUUUAUUAAAUUAAAUUUUUAUUAUCGCCAAAUGAAACGGUGUGUUAAUAUUUUUAUAGACCUAUUUACGCUAAUGUCUACAGUUGAAGAAGUUCAUGUUAAAUAUUUUUUAUUUAUUAAUUAGUGUGAAUAAAUACAAGUGCUGUGAGAAAGAUCUCAAAAGUAUUUUUAGAAUAUUUUAUGCGUUGAUACGAAUUACAUAAUUUAGGCAUGUACAAUAUGUUCAUUUUCAUGUAUACAAUAUUAAAGUAAUCAUUACAAUGUGAAGCAAAUGUUAGAGCAGGUGCUAAGGACAAAAUACAAUAUUAUAAUACUUAGCUGCUCAUUUACUUAUUAUAUUAAUUAUAAAAAGCAAAUAUCAUUGCCGGUGAGUACAUACGUAGGUACCUUAUCAAUGUGAUUAAUGUGCUAAGUAUAAUAUAUAGGUAUAUAAUGAGUAGAUAGUUAGGUUAUAAUCUUAGCUAGACAUUUUUACAGUGUUAGUACCUACGAGUAAAAAAAUUACUUAAUAAAUAGGUUGUGAAGUUUAAUGUCCAAUAUUUAGUAAUUGGAUAAUAAUUUAUUGUCAAAAAAUAGUAAAUACACAUAAUAAAUGUAAAACAACUUGAAUGUAAUACCAUUUAGAAAUAACUGAUAUAGCUAGUCUAUUUUUUUUUAACUUUAUUAAAUAAUUAAGUAUAGUUUAAAGCUCUUGUUAAAAAAUCAAUAUAUAGUCAUUAAUUAGUGCUAAAGUGAUCAAUUAUUAAUAAUAUAUCGAUUAAAUAUAAGUAUGUGAAGUGUUUGUUUAUUUUUAUUAGUAUUAACAGUACAUAUGCUUGUGAUAAAACAAUUGAUGUUAUAUUACAUACACUAUGUAAGAUAUGUAGUGUCAGUUAUAAAAAAUAUAAAUUAUAAAUGUAAAAGUGAGUUUGUUUGUUACAUUAUAGCGCCUUAAUGGCUUACUAUGAAAUUUCAUAUACAUGUAUUAUAUAGUAAAAGCUAGUAUGUUUCUAAUAAUGUGACAGUUCGCACUGAGAAGCAGUACAUAUCAAUACAGAGUUAAGCUCUAAUUAUAGCAUUACAAAAUAAGAAAAACGAAUUAGGAGCGUUCAUAAUUACGCAAAUGUAACAACGUCGCAAUUAUCAGCCAAUUUUCAAAAACAAUUUAACAAUUUUUCAAGUUUCUAACUGAUUAUUUUUUAAAUAUAGUUAUUUAUCAACGAGCUAAAAUAUUAAAUAUUGAUCUUAUUUGCUAAAAAGUUAUGUUACUGAAAAUUUGGGCUUUGAUGAUAAAAAUUUAUUUGAAAAAUUCCGAAGUAAAAUGUGAGUAGGUGUAAAGUUUUUAGUGGUUGAUUUAUAUGCAACGUGUUCAAUGACUACCAUUUUAUUUCGCUAGCACAGCAUUUUUUUUUUAAAUAAAUCAAAAACAAUGAAUUCAUUGGCACGUUACUGUACUUCGGUAAGCUGAACCAUAAACGCUGUUAAUUCUAUUUCUAUCUAUCCUUUCUCUUACCGUUUAUACCCUACUUAGAUUGUAAUAAUAAUAAAAUACCUAUUAUGUACCUACACUCAAUCCAGUGUUUCUAAUAAUUAAACACAGAAGCGAUCAUUUAUUAUAAUUAUUAAUGUAAUGUUAAACAUCCAUAAAGUGCAGCAUAUACCUAGAUAAAACUAAUUUAUAGAGAAUCUAAAUAGAUCAUGUAAUGUCUAUGGUACCUAAUUAGGUAAAUGAAAAAUAAGCAUCAGUUAUUAUGGUCUUAUCUUCUUUAUGAAAAGAUAUACCAUCUUAUAAAAAAUAAUGACAAUCUUUUGUAAGUUAUGCAUUAUUUAUUACCUACUAAAUAAAUUUAAACUUAGUAACUUUUUAAAAUAAUACGAUCAAAUGUAUGUAUGUUAAACAAAUGAUAUCUUUCAUUUACCAACUCACAUGUUGUAUUGUUGUAAACAUCAAUAUUUCUAUCAUAGUGCCUAAAUUAGGUAUCAAUAACUACCUGUAAUAAUAUUUAGAAAUGUUUCCAUUACACUCCUAUUGUUUUUUAGUUUAGGUAAAUACAAUGUCAUAGCAAUAAGAAAAUUAAAAUAUAUAAAAGAAAUGCCCUAUUUGAAAGUAAAUUCAGUAGAUCAGAAUGUCAAGUUUAUAGAUAUUUGUAAUAAAUUAAACACUACUGUAGAAGCACUUAUUUACUUAUGUUGUUUAUCUUAGACCUAUAUGGAGAGUACAUAUAUACAUAUUUGGUUGAUAUUAAUAAUAUAUAAUAUAUAUUUUGAUAAUAUUUAGUGUUAAUUAAAUCAUUGUGUGCAAUCUCGAACUCAUUCCUUAAGUUUCAUUAGAAUUACUUAGACAAUUGUAUUUUGAGACCGAACAAGUUCAAUAAUUCUCAUAAUGAAGACCAUUAAAUGUUUUAGUUAGGAAAAAUUAUAAUGUAUUGUAAAUAGUUACUUAAGGGCUUUUUUAUCUGUGAUUUUAGAAAGAGGACAUAUACGAGUUACCGAAUACGAUGUCAUGUAACUAAUGAUUCUAACGUGUUCGUGUAAUGUGUUUAUGUACGUAAUAUGUUCCCAUACUGCAAUGAUAACAUUUUAAUGUUAAUAAUAAAUAUUUAGUUAUAUUAUAGGUACCUAAUAGUUUUUAAUGAAUUCUUUUCAAUCAUAAGUUAUCUCCGAACGUAUUUAAAUUAGACAAUUGACCUAAGCAGAUAAUUGUGACAGGGUUCUAAUACAGACGUGGUAUAUACUUUUUGGAUAGAACUUCUUUUCGUGGGUUUAAGGGCGCUCAUCGACAAGAGUAUUUCAACAUAGAAACAGGGCAUUACAUCAGUAAAUACGUUUAGACAUAUUAGAGUCUAACUGAACAAAACAGACGUUACAUUACAUGAGCCUCUGGUGAAUACAAAUCCUAAUAAAAUAGGUAAUUCCCCGUAGUGUGAUUCCACAAAUGUGACUGUUAAAUUUCCUAUUCGUCCAAUAACUACUUGAAAGAUACUAGAUUAUAUUACAUAAUUCUCAUAUGAAUAUAGUCUUAGAUAAUAUAAAUUGUUCUGUGAUUUAUGUCUACGUGUCGUGUUGGUUUUAGAUAUUUUAUGUCCACUGACAAUGAUAUUAUUAUUGUCUAUUGAGAGAUCAUAAUAUAUUUACUUUUUUUUUUUAUAAAAUGCGUCAAGGUACAACAAGGUAUUGUGUGGAAUAAUUGUGUGGAAUAGUUUAUAAUACGAGUAAAAUAUAAUAUAAAUGGCUCAAUUAUUAUAAUUAUUAUUACCGUGUACUUUUAACAGAUUGAUAUACGUUAGGUAGGUACCUAACAAAAUGUUUUUUAAGUCCCAAAAGGGGUCCUAAAAUUAGGAUUCGCUCAUUUGCUGUUAUUAGUCACAUUCUAGGUACCUAAUGUGCGAAUUGUUAUUUUGUUAAACAAUAAAUUUAUUUAAUAAUGUC